AUGAUUUUCUACGCUCUUCUCCUGUUGCCACUGGUCACCGGCAAUGGGGUACCCCUCCACCAAUUGUCACUCUCGAGCAAUGUCAAGUGGAAUACAAAUCGAUAAUGGAUUUCUGGAUUCUUAAAUUGCAAUAGUUCCAGAAUUUAUCAGUCAGUUUUGUUCAAUCAACGUUGGAUUCUAGACACAUAUCUUGGAAAGUUGGAACCAUGUCUGUUGCAUCAAUUGACAAUUGAGCUCGACAAUUAUGAAAUUGAUUCAAAUUCCUUUUAA
Messenger RNA from Caenorhabditis elegans, 270 nucleotides. The record is from the annotation of a RefSeq genome assembly. Lineage: Eukaryota; Metazoa; Nematoda; Chromadorea; Rhabditida; Rhabditidae.